This is a messenger RNA of Suncus etruscus (white-toothed pygmy shrew), 3205 nucleotides long. It is a transcript of the gene GPAT4, whose product is annotated as glycerol-3-phosphate acyltransferase 4. The record is from RefSeq and is a predicted model, not a curated record. The coding region runs from base 906 to 2276 and encodes 456 amino acids. Gene Ontology annotation, molecular function: glycerol-3-phosphate O-acyltransferase activity. Gene Ontology annotation, cellular component: endoplasmic reticulum. Lineage: Eukaryota; Metazoa; Chordata; Mammalia; Eulipotyphla; Soricidae. Gene Ontology annotation, biological process: triglyceride biosynthetic process. The transcript has 13 exons.
GGCGGCGGCUCGUGCGCGCGCGCGCGGGCGGGCGGGCCGGGCGCGGAGGAGUCUGGAUCGUCGGAGCCCACGGCUUUGGCAACAUGUAAGCAACUUCUUGCCAAGAACCAGGUCAACACUGAGAAACAGGCACUAGGGAGAAGAAUUUCCAGAGGAAACCAAUGCCAGCCGCGUCUGGAAUUACACUUACCACAGGCAGCAUGAGACAUUCUGUGCCAGAGCCUAUGUCCGACUGGCAGAGAACAUAGCUCUCCAGGUAGGAGGGUCCUGGAAGCAACAUGCCCCAGGAGCCUCUCUAGAGGAAGAAUGGAACCAGAAAUGAACUCUGUACAGUGAAUAUGAUUUCAGCUUAUGAAGGAAUUUUAAGUAAAAUAAUUAUUUAAUUCCACAGAUUCAAGUUCAGGAACCUUUUUGUGUGAAUUGCCAGUAGUCCACCCGCCUCCCCAAGAGGUAUCGAGAUUUUCUGGCACCAGGUUGAACUCUUCUUGGUACUUCUGGCAAUGACAGAUAUUCAGGACAGAUCUAUCUGCUAAAAGCACUUGAGCAGGAAAAAAAAUAACACCGCUUCUGGAAGCAACUUAAAGGUAGCAGCGCAGAUUCCUGCCUCACUGCUCACUUUUACAGAAACUCAGACUGGACUUUGAUCUUACUGAAGAUUGAUCCGGCCUCAAAGUCAGUCUCUUGUGGAGAUUGAGCAUUUGGAGGCCAUCUCCUGCAGCCCCUUUUACUUUUAUCUACUCCCAAGCUUUCUCUUCAGGAACCUGAAUGGUGUGAACUUUGGGAUGGAGCUUGUCGUCCCCUGGAGCCUUGAUUCUGUUCUCUUGCUGACUUUGUCUGAGAGGACAUUGUGAAGACUGUGUCUGUUCUUGGGGAGGAGGGCCUUCGGCUUGCCUGGAUCCUCCACCAUGUUUCUGUUGCUGCCUUUUGACAGCCUGAUUGUCAACCUUCUGGGCAUCUCCCUGACUGUCCUCUUCACUCUCCUCCUUGUUUUCAUUAUAGUCCCAGCCAUUUUUGGAGUCUCCUUUGGUAUCCGGAAGCUUUACAUGAAAACUUUGUUGAAAAUCUUUGCGUGGGCUACCUUGAGAAUGGAAAGAGGAGCCAAGGAGAAGAACCACCAGCUCUACAAACCCUAUACCAAUGGAAUCAUUGCAAAAGAUCCUACUUCACUGGAAGAAGAGAUCAAAGAAAUUCGUCGAAGUGGUAGUAGUAAGGCUCUGGAUAAUACUCCAGAGUUUGAACUAUCUGACAUUUUCUACUUUUGCCGGAAAGGAAUGGAGACUAUUAUGGAUGAUGAAGUGACAAAGAGAUUUUCAGCAGAGGAGUUGGAGUCCUGGAACCUGCUGAGCAGAACCAACUAUAACUUUCAGUACAUCAGCCUUCGGCUCACAGUUUUGUGGGGCUUAGGAGUGCUGAUUCGCUAUUGCUUUCUUCUGCCACUCAGGAUAGCCCUUGCUUUCACCGGAAUUAGCCUUCUGGUGGUGGGCACAACCGUAGUGGGAUACAUGCCAAGUGGGCGGUUUAAAGAGUUCCUCAGUAGACAUGUUCACCUGAUGUGUUAUCGGAUUUGUGUGCGAGCCCUGACAGCCAUCAUUACCUACCAUGACAGGAAAAAUAGGCCUAGAAACGGUGGCAUCUGUGUGGCGAAUCAUACCUCUCCUAUUGAUGUCAUCAUUCUGGCAAGUGAUGGUUACUAUGCCAUGGUUGGUCAAGUGCAUGGAGGCCUCAUGGGUGUGAUUCAGAGAGCCAUGGUGAAGGCCUGUCCUCAUGUCUGGUUUGAGCGUUCUGAAGUAAAAGAUCGCCACCUGGUGGCUAAAAGACUGACUGAGCAUGUACAGGAUAAAAGCAAGCUGCCCAUCCUCAUCUUCCCUGAAGGAACCUGCAUCAAUAAUACAUCUGUGAUGAUGUUCAAAAAAGGAAGUUUUGAAAUUGGAGCUACAGUUUAUCCUGUUGCUAUCAAGUAUGACCCUCAAUUCGGUGAUGCUUUCUGGAAUAGCAGCAAAUAUGGAAUGGUGACAUACUUGCUGAGAAUGAUGACCAGUUGGGCUAUAGUUUGUAGCGUUUGGUAUCUUCCUCCUAUGACCAGAGAGGCAGAUGAAGAUGCUGUCCACUUUGCAAAUAGGGUGAAAUCUGCCAUUGCCCGUCAAGGAGGACUCGUGGAUCUUUUGUGGGAUGGCGGUCUUAAGAGGGAAAAGGUGAAGGACACAUUCAAAGAAGAGCAGCAGAAGCUGUACAGCAAGAUGAUUGUUGGGAACCACGAGGACAGGAGCCGGUCCUGAGCCCCGGCCUCAAGCUGACUCAAGCCACCAGACCUGAAUCAUGACCCAGGAAUCAGUUGGAGUUGUUGCUGCCGCCGCCUCCACUGCUGCAUCCACUGCUGCCUCCAGGGCUCUUUGGCCUGCUCUGGAUCCAGGACUCCAGCUUCUUCAGAGACGCCCAAAACUCCUGGGCUUGUCAUCUGUAGGAGCACUGCUGGGUAAAGGUGCCCGGGACAAGAUGCCUUCUUUCUUUUACAAUAAGCCUGUUGGAGGGAUGCCAUUAAAGUCAGCUCCACCUGUGCAUGUGCAGGCUGGUGGUUGGGAAGCAACAGCCACUUUCCCACGUUAGGUGUUAGUCUAUUGUGGAGGCCCACAUGCAGGGUAGGGGCCACCCUGCUACAAGGAGGUAGUGCUGAGGCUAGGGCCUUGAUUUAGUCUAAGCCUGUCUCCUGCCAUCUCUCCCAACUUCCUCAACCAUACCCCAAUCUCAAAGCUCUGCAGAUGUAACAUAAAAAAAAAAAAGCAUUCAUCUUCAGGGACUUUCAUAUCCAGAAUGAAAAUUUCCAGUCUUUUGAUGCUUCCCUUAAGCAGUCCUCAAGGGGAUAUGGAGACGUGAGCGGGACCCUCAGAUAGUGUAUGUUGAGAACCAAGAGACAUUCCGUGUUCCAACACCAGUUGCUCACCCCCAACUCCCAUGUGACUGGCUCUUUGUUAACACAUGCCUCAGUUUCUCCAUCUGUAAUCUGACUCAGGAGAGGGAAGGUGGUUGAUACCUACCUCACAGGGCUUGUUGUGGGGAUUAAAGUGCUACUGUGAGUGAAGGACGGUAAUGCUCAGUAUUGUAAGUGCAAGUUCUUGAAAUGUGACAGAGGAGAUCUGAACUCAGCUGAUGCACAAGGCUUUGGAUUUGUUUUUGUGAGUAAAUAAAAUUGUCUUUGAUGGUGAAGAAA